GUUCUUGACGUUUGACAACUUUUGCACAGUAGCGUUACCGAGCUCCUAUGCCAUAUUGAAAUCUCAUGUCAUAUUUUGAAGAUUGAAGGAUCGAUUUCAGUUUAUUGGUUUUCACAGAUGAAGAUUGCUGUGAUUGGCCAGAGCCUUUUUGGGCAGGAAGUGUAUAAAGAGCUGAAGAACGACGGUCAUACUAUUGUUGGUGUGUUUACCAUACCUGACAAAGAUGGCAAAGCGGAUCCUCUAGGUGCCGAAGCAGAGAAGGAUGGUGUGCGCGUGUUUAAGUUCCCGCGCUGGCGGCUGAAGGGCAAGGCCAUUGAUGAGGUGGUGGAACUGUACAAGGCGGUGGGGGCGGAGCUCAACGUUCUGCCCUUCUGCUCCCAGUUCAUCCCCAUGGAGGUGAUGGACCACCCACAGCACGGCUCGAUCAUCUACCAUCCCUCACUGCUGCCCCGCCACAGAGGAGCAUCUGCCAUUAAUUGGACUCUCAUCCAUGGUGACAAAACGGGCGGGUUCACAGUGUUCUGGGCAGAUGAUGGACUAGACACUGGACCAAUCUUGUUGCAGAAAGAGUGUGAUGUAGAACCUGAUGACACUGUGAGCACCAUCUAUAAGCGCUUCCUUUUUCCCGAAGGAGUCAGAGGAAUGGUGGAGGCAGUCAGAUUAAUUGCAGCAGGUAAAGCUCCCAGAAUCAGGCAGCCAGAGGAGGGUGCCACCUAUGAGUGCAUUCAGAAAAAAGACAAUGCAAAGAUUGAUUGGAACCAGUCUGCUGAGGCCAUUCAUAACUGGAUCAGAGGAAAUGACAAAGUCCCUGGAGCCUGGGCAGAGGUUGAUGGAAAGAAUGUGACAUUCUAUGGCUCGGCGUUGGUGGAUGACGGGUCCACGGCGAAAGGUCAGCCUCUGGAGAUCCCCGGCGCAAGUCGACCAGGCCUGGUCACCAAAAAUGGCCUGCUUCUGUUUGGCAACGAUGGCAAGAUGUUGCUGAUAAAGAACCUGCAGUUUGAGGAUGGGAAAAUGAUUGCAGCUGCACAGUAUUUUAAUGCUGACUCCAGUACUUCAGUGGAGCUCACGGAGGAAGAGAAGAACUUCUCUGAGCAGAUAAGGGCUGUAUGGAAGAGUAUUCUGACAAAUGUUGAGUCAGUUGAGGACUCCACUGACUUCUUUAAGUCAGGUGCUGCCUCUAUGGAUGUUGUCAGGCUGGUGGAGGAGGUGAAGUUGCGGGCGAGUCACCUGCAGUUGCAGAACGAGGACGUUUACAUGGCUACGACCUUUCAGGAGUUCAUUCAGAUGUGCGUGAGGAAGCUGAGAGGCGAGGAUGCAGAAGAGCUCGUCGUCGACUACGUGGAGAUGAACAUCAACAACAUGACCGUGCAGAUGCCCCACCAGCUCUUUAUAGACGGAGAGUUUGUGGAUGCCGAGGGAGCAAAGACCUACAAGAGCAUUAACCCCACCAAUGGACAGCCGAUCUGCGACGUAUCUCUGGCUCAGCUCUCAGACGUGGAGAAGGCUGUGUCAGCUGCAAAAGAGGCAUUUGAGGACGGCGAAUGGGGCAAGAUGAACCCCAGAGACAGAGGCCGACUCAUCUACAAACUGGCCGAUCUCAUGGAGCAGCAUCAGGAGGAGUUGGCCACUAUUGAGGCUAUAGACUCUGGAGCUGUCUACACACUGGCCCUCAAAACCCACGUUGGCAUGUCCAUUCAGACCUUCAGAUACUUUGCUGGCUGGUGUGACAAGAUCCAGGGUUGCACCAUACCAAUUAACCAGGCUCGACCCAAUCGCAACCUAACCUUCACCAAGAAGGAACCAAUCGGGGUUUGUGGCAUUGUUAUCCCGUGGAACUAUCCCCUGAUGAUGCUGGCGUGGAAGACUGCUGCCUGCUUGGCGGCAGGGAACACUCUGGUCCUGAAACCUGCGCAGGUGACCCCUCUCACUGCUCUGAAGUUUGCUGAAUUGACAGCAAGGGCAGGGUUCCCCAGAGGUGUGGUUAACAUCCUGCCUGGAUCAGGUUCUCUGGUGGGCCAGCGACUGUCGGACCACCCUGACGUGCGUAAACUGGGCUUCACUGGCUCCACAGAGAUCGGCAAACAGAUCAUGAAGAGCUGUGCCAUCAGCAAUGUGAAGAAGGUCUCCCUGGAGCUGGGAGGCAAAUCUCCCCUCAUUAUUUUCAGUGACUGUGACCUGGACAAAGCGGUCAGAAUGGGAAUGAGCUCGGUGUUCUUCAACAAGGGUGAGAACUGCAUCGCUGCAGGCAGACUGUUCGUCGAAGAAUCUCUGCAUGAUACUUUUGUCCAAAGAGUGGUUGAAGAGGUGAAGAAGAUGAAGAUUGGUGACCCUCUGGAGCGCUCGACAGACCAUGGCCCCCAGAACCACAAAGCCCACCUGGAGAAGCUGCUGGAGUACUGCGAGAGAGGAAUGAAAGCGGGUGCCAAGCUCGUGUGUGGGGGAAAACAAGUCAACCGCCCAGGUUUUUUCUUUGAGCCCACUGUCUUCACCGAUGUGCAGGAUCACAUGUAUAUCGCAGUUGAGGAGUCAUUCGGUCCUGUCAUGAUCAUCUCCAAAUUUAAGGAAGGGGAUGUAGAUGGAGUGCUGCGGAGAGCCAACGCGACUGAGUACGGCCUGGCGUCUGGGGUAUUCACGCGAGACCUCAGCAGGGCGCUGUACGUGAGCGAAAGGCUCCAGGCGGGAACCGUGUUCAUCAACACCUACAACAAAACUGACGUCGCCUGCCCCUUCGGAGGCUUCAAGCAGUCUGGCUUCGGCAAGGAUCUGGGUCAAGAAGCUCUUAAUGAGUAUUUGAAGACUAAAGCAGUGACAAUAGAGUACUAACCCAGAUAAAACCCUAGUGAACUCUCACAGUGAACAGAGGGGGAUUUCACUGAUGGUCUGCUUGAACACUACUGAUAAAGAGACUUAGGAUGAAAUGUGCCUAUGGUUCUAUCUAAUCAAUGAAGAAAAUGAGAGCUCAAGUUGUAGCAAUGUAUCUGUUCAAUAAUGCCUUCAUUAUAAUUGAGCCUUUCAGACUACUGUUACUGGAUUUUUAUUAUUUUUUUCCACAAAUUUUAAUUAUGGUUUACAAAGAUUUCAUUUUUAAAAUAAAAAAAUUUAAAAUUGCAUGCAAAACAUUUUACAAUAGACCUACAGGUUUAUAUAUUGCACAUAUUGAUAUCAGUGUUUAGCAAAUUGUAUGGCAAUUGCUUUUUGUAAAUUCAGUAACAUUUCAGUCAUGUACCACAGAAAAGAAAUAAAGUCUAUCCAGUAUGUUCAGACUGGAUGGUUUUAUAGUA
Messenger RNA from Electrophorus electricus (electric eel), 3281 nucleotides. RefSeq names its product aldehyde dehydrogenase 1 family, member L1 (gene aldh1l1). The record is from RefSeq and is a predicted model, not a curated record. NCBI's taxonomy places the organism in Eukaryota, Metazoa, Chordata, Actinopteri, Gymnotiformes, Gymnotidae. Gene Ontology annotation, biological process: one-carbon metabolic process; biosynthetic process; 10-formyltetrahydrofolate catabolic process. Gene Ontology annotation, cellular component: cytoplasm. Gene Ontology annotation, molecular function: formyltetrahydrofolate dehydrogenase activity; oxidoreductase activity, acting on the aldehyde or oxo group of donors, NAD or NADP as acceptor.